AUGAAGCCAGUGAACAACGUGACAGAAUUCAUCCUGCUUGGUUUAACACAGAACCCAGAUGUGCAAAAAAUCUUGUUUGCUGUGUUCACAAUCAUCUACCUCCUCACCCUGGCAGGCAACCUGCUCAUUGUAGUGACCAUCACCAUCAGCCCAACACUUGGCUCCCCCAUGUAUUUUUUUCUGUCUUUCCUGUCCUUCAUAGAUGGCUGCUGCUCUUCUACUAUGGCCCCCAAAAUGAUUGUUGACUUACUAGCUGAAAAGAAAACCAUUUCCUUCAGUGGGUGCAUGACUCAGCUCUUUGCAGAGCAUUUCUUUGGAGGAGUGGAGAUCAUCCUACUCACAGUGAUGGCCUAUGACCGCUAUGUGGCCAUCUGCAAGCCCUUACACUACCUGAUCACAAUGAACUGGCGGGUAUGUGGCCUUCUGGUGGCUCUGGCUUGGGCUGGGGGAUUUCUUCAUGGUCUGAUUCAAGUUCUUUUUAUGGUCUGGUUGCCCUUCUGUGGCCCAAAUGUUAUUGAUCAUUUCAUCUGUGAUCUCUUUCCUCUGCUAAAACUCGCCUGCACUGACACAUACAUAUUUGGAUUCUUUGUUGCUGCUAACAGUGGACUGAUGUGUGUACUCAUUUUCUCUAUUCUUAUUACCUCUUAUGUCCUCAUCCUUCGCUCCCUAAGAACCCAAAGCUCUGAAGGACAGAGAAAGGCUCUUUCUACCUGUGUUUCCCAUAUUACUGUAAUCAUCUUAUUCUUUAUACCCUGUAUAUUUGUGUACUUUCGACCCAUGAUCACCCUCUCCAUUGAUAAAGCAGUGACUAUAUUUUAUACUCUGAUCACUCCCAUGUUAAACCCUUUAAUCUACACCCUCAGAAAUGCUGAGGUAAAAAAUGCAAUGAGGAAGCUCUGGAGCCACACAGUGAUUUUAGGUAAAAAAUCAGAUGAAUAG
Chrysochloris asiatica (Cape golden mole) is the source of this 939-nucleotide messenger RNA. Its product is annotated as olfactory receptor 4C5-like. The transcript has a single exon. Gene Ontology annotation, molecular function: G protein-coupled receptor activity; olfactory receptor activity. The record is from RefSeq and is a predicted model, not a curated record. Lineage: Eukaryota; Metazoa; Chordata; Mammalia; Afrosoricida; Chrysochloridae. Gene Ontology annotation, cellular component: membrane. Gene Ontology annotation, biological process: G protein-coupled receptor signaling pathway. The coding region runs from base 1 to 939 and encodes 312 amino acids.